AUGCCGAAGAAAAACUCCCUCAAGAAGCGCUCCAAGCGGCGGGAGGCCGAGGCGGAAGAGAUCGUCGAGGACCUCGAUUUAGACGUGGACGACUACAACGUGGAGGACGAGGACGUCGUCCACAACCGUCGUGGAAAGGCGAGGAGGGACGAGCACGACGGCCUGGCGGCCGUGUUGCCCUCCGACGCCCAUAAGUUGGAGGGCUACGACGACGACGAUGACGAGCGGGGUGCGCACUUGGAGGAGGAGGCCCUUGCGCUGGAGGCCAACAAGAGCAUGCGACGGAGGGUGAUUGAGUCGGACUUUGAGGUUGGCGGCAUCACGACGGCUGUAAAGCGAAAGAGAAAUGGAGAGGCAAACGCCGCGCUCAAUGUUGCGCCUGUCGUUGAGGCCGUGGAACGUGACUACGCCGCCCUCUCCUCCUCGGAGCGGAUGUCCAUUGUGCAAAAAGGAGUCUCCAGAACUGAUCAAGAUGCUGGAGGAGAUGAAGCAGUACCUGACAGAAGUUAA
Messenger RNA from Trypanosoma conorhini, 510 nucleotides. RefSeq names its product U3 small nucleolar RNA-associated protein 3. The record is from RefSeq and is a predicted model, not a curated record. Bases 1 to 510 code for a protein of 169 amino acids. Lineage: Eukaryota; Euglenozoa; Kinetoplastea; Trypanosomatida; Trypanosomatidae. The transcript has a single exon.